Phalaenopsis equestris is the source of this 2911-nucleotide messenger RNA. RefSeq names its product digalactosyldiacylglycerol synthase 1, chloroplastic. NCBI's taxonomy places the organism in Eukaryota, Viridiplantae, Streptophyta, Magnoliopsida, Asparagales, Orchidaceae. Gene Ontology annotation, biological process: galactolipid biosynthetic process. Gene Ontology annotation, molecular function: digalactosyldiacylglycerol synthase activity. The transcript has 7 exons. The record is from RefSeq and is a predicted model, not a curated record. Gene Ontology annotation, cellular component: chloroplast outer membrane. The coding region runs from base 196 to 2565 and encodes 789 amino acids.
CUUCCUUGGUCUUCCCCUCCCUUCUAUCGCUCCUCUUCCUCUCACGUGUCUUUAUUGGUCGAAACAAUAUCGCUCCAGGGCCGAUUGGAGGAGAGGGAUUUGGACAUAGAAAGAGGCGAAAGGUGAUAGCAUCGCAGAAGAGAACUCCUCAUGUAUUCCUCUCUAAAACCCUAACCCUAAUCCUUUGCGGCAAAGAUGAUCAAUCUUGGCAUGGACAACCGCCCGUCGACCUCCGUGACGGCGGAAAAGGCCAUUUCCUUCAUAUCCAAGGGUUGGAGGGAGGUGCGCGAUUCCGCGGGCGCCGACCUCCAGUUGAUGCGUGCUAGGGCUAAUUCCUUCAAGGAUCUGGCGGACCGCGAGGUCGAGAACUUUCUUCAUUCAGCGUCUGUCUUCUCCAUCGCAUCACAAGCUCCGAUGAACAGUGCCAUCGCCGAGCUCGAGUUCGUAAAGCGGAUCCAGCCCAAAUUGUCGGAGUUCCGGCGAGCGUACUCAUCGCCGGAUUUUAGCAGGAAGAUGCUGGAGAAGUGGAGUCCUAGGUCGAGUAUCAGGAUUGAUCUGUCCGGGAUUCGGAACGCCAUCGUCUCGGAAGUUGAUGACAAUGGAGGAUUAUUGGAUUUUGAAAGGGGUAGAACUCAGCGCCUCGUUAGAAGGAUUCGGUGGAAGGAAAGGGAAAGGGAGAAGGAGGAGUGGGAACCAAUUCGACAAUUGAAGGGGAGGUUUAAAGAAUUAGAGAAAAAGGGGCAAUCGAACGAUGUAUUUGGGAAUUUCAAGGGUAGCGAGUUGGUCGAGAAACUGAAAUUGAGCUUGAAAUCGUUUUGCAAGGAGCCUGAAGAGUCAAAGGAAGUUCCCCCCUUGGAUCUACCAGAACUCUUGGCAUACCUAGUUAAGCAAUCUGUGCCUUUGUUUGAUCAGUUUGGCAUAAGGAGAGAUAUAUGUGACAAAAUUGUGGAAUCACUGUCCAACAAGCGUAAAGAUCAUCUGCAAUCUGUGUCUGGGGAAGAUGCAUCCCUUAUCGAGCAUCACAACAUCAGCAAUGAUCUUAAUUUCAGAAUCGCUAGUGUGCUACAAAGCACCGGUUAUCAUUCUGAUGGCAGUUAUUGGACUGGUUUUACAAAUCAUGGCAUAGAAGAUAAGAAACGCCAUGUUGCAAUUAUCACGACUGCCAGUCUCCCAUGGAUGACGGGAACCGCUGUAAACCCAUUGUUCCGAGCUGCAUAUUUGGCAAAGUCUGCAAAACAGAAAGUAACAUUGUUGGUACCUUGGCUUUGCAAGGCAGAUCAGGAGUUAGUGUAUCCUAAUAGCCUUACAUUCAGCUCUCCAGAAGAGCAGGAAGUUUACAUACGAAGCUGGUUAGAAGAGAGGGUUGGCUUUAAAACAGACUUUAAAAUCUCCUUUUAUCCUGGGAAGUUCUCUAAAGAGAGGCGCAGUAUUAUACCUGCUGGAGACACUUCAGAAUUCAUACCCUCCAAGAAAGCUGAUAUCGCAAUACUUGAAGAACCAGAGCACCUGAACUGGUACCAUCAUGGCAAACGUUGGACUGAUAAGUUCAACCAUGUUGUUGGUGUCGUCCACACAAAUUACUUGGAAUACAUUAAAAGGGAGAAGAAUGGAGCUCUCCAAGCUUUCCUGGUGAAGCAUAUUAACAACAUGGUAACUCGUGCUUACUGCCACAAGGUUUUGAGACUCUCCGCAGCAACUCAGGAUCUACCUAGAUCUGUUAUUUGCAAUGUUCAUGGUGUCAACCCUAAAUUCCUCGAAGUUGGGGAGAUUAAAGCAGCUGAAAGGGAUAGUGGGCAGCAGGCAUUCUCCAAAGGAGCAUACUUUUUGGGUAAGAUGGUUUGGGCAAAAGGUUACAAAGAGUUAAUAGAUUUGUUGGCAAAUCACAGUAAUGAAUUAGAGGGCUUCAAGUUAGAUGUCUACGGCAACGGAGAAGACUCCCAUGCAGUGCAGUCCACUGCCCAGAAACUGCAGCUGAAUAUGAACUUUAUGAAAGGCAGGGAUCAUGCUGAUGAUUCGCUUCAUGGGUAUAAGGUGUUCAUAAAUCCCAGUGUCAGUGAUGUCCUGUGCACCGCUACAGCUGAGGCUUUAGCUAUGGGAAAGUUUGUUAUCUGUGCAGACCAUCCAUCAAACGAUUUCUUUAGAGCCUUCCCUAACUGCUUGACUUACAGAACAUCAGAGGAAUUUGUUGCAAGAGUAAAGGAGGCUCUUGCAAACGAGCCUCAGCCCCUGACCCCUGUGCAAAGGUAUAAUUUAUCCUGGGAGGCUGCCACCCAAAGAUUUCUUGAGUACUCCGAGCUUGACAAAGUGCUGAGUAGAAACAAUGAAGAUUCCAUGGAGAGUGGAAAAGCUAAUCUGAUCUCAAAAAUCAAGAAAUCAGUUUCAUUACCAAGUUUAUCUGAAGCAGUUGAUGGGGGAUUGGCUUUUGCUCAUUAUUGUUUGACAGGAAAUGAGCUCCUGAGAAUUUCUACCGGAGCAAUUCCGGGCACCAGAGAUUAUGAUAAGCAGCAUUGCGUUGAUUUGCAUCUGUUGCCUCCUCAGGUGCAGAAUCCUAUAUAUGGCUGGUAGGCUUUGUUUUCUCUGUAAUAGUAUUUUCUUCUGUAGCCCUAAGUAAGGUUGAAGAAUGCUGCUUUUACCGGCCUAUAGGGGCUUCGGCCUUCCCCUGCCCUUUCCCCUGUGGCAUUUCUCUGCUAUAGUUUGUGGAAUUUGAUGGCAAGGAGGGAUGCUGCAACAGGUAAAUUCUACUUCAUGUGAUAUUUUUAAUUUUGAAGUACCUAAUACAGUAGAAUUGUUAUUUUUGCAAUUUUUAGUGUAAAUAUAAGUUUUUGAUUCUAUAUUUGUGGUUUUAGUUUAUAUGGAAAUCCAUGUAUCGAAGUAUUAACAUUGCGUUUCUAAAUAGGCCAACUUGUUUGAG